Cataglyphis hispanica is the source of this 3180-nucleotide messenger RNA. It is a transcript of the gene Caf1-180, whose product is annotated as chromatin assembly factor 1 subunit A-B. NCBI's taxonomy places the organism in Eukaryota, Metazoa, Arthropoda, Insecta, Hymenoptera, Formicidae. Gene Ontology annotation, biological process: nucleosome assembly. The transcript has 10 exons. The record is from RefSeq and is a predicted model, not a curated record. Gene Ontology annotation, cellular component: nucleus; CAF-1 complex. Bases 165 to 2972 code for a protein of 935 amino acids.
AGCCACUCUUAUCAUUAAACUUCUCUGGUUUUGCCAUAUUUGGUCUACUGGACCCUGCGUCCUCUGCGCCACGCGUUUUCCCGCGGAUUUCAUUACGAUUGUGUGAUAUUAGCGAUGUGUAGUUGCAGUUUCGUUCAAUUAUUGUGUUCAAAGAAAUAAAAGAUAUGGAUAUUUCGUUGGAGGACGAUGAUUGUGCAGUAGAAGCAGUUACGCCUGCAAAGAAAAAAAAAAUGAAACAAGCACAAUUGCCAUUUCAAAUAUCAAGUGCCUCUAAAUCACCAAAUAGUACAAACACUAUGUCUAAUAAAAAGAAGAGAAAAAUAAUAUCACCAUCGGUAGAAUCUAAGAAUUCUAAACUGAUAAAACUUACAGUAAAGGAAAAUUCUGUCCCAAAUAUUUGUGAAAGAGAAAAUAUAGGAGAAGAAAAACUUAAUAGUAGUGAUGAGAUUGAAAUACUAACACUAGACGAAGAGAAGAAAAACUUGGAGCAAAGUGAUCAGCAAGAUGGAAAAAAAAUGAAAAGUGACACUACAUCUAAAAGGACUUUACUAGGAAAAAAUAAGAAAUUAGAUAGAUCUCAACAAAAAUCUGGUGCUUUAACUAAGUUUCUUAAAAAGAUAGACAAGGAGACUGAAAGUGACUGUUUACAUGAAUUGAAAGAUAAACAAAAUCAAAAUACCUUUGCAUCCGAAGAAGAAAACGAAAUCUGUUUGAAUGAAAGCUUAGGCACACAGACAACUGAAUCUACAUUACAAAAUUUAUCUCAAGAAAACAAACAAUUAAAGGAUACUAAAAUUGUCAGUAAAGACUCAGAUCAUUCUUUCUGCCAGAAAUCAGACUGUGAUAUUACUAUUUUAUCUUCGGAUAAUGAAGAUUUAAGUGAAUUGGACAAAUCAACAUUGAAUGAAGGAGAAAAUGAAGAAAUAAUCAACAAACCUGCAACUCCUGUUACUCCAAAAACCGACAAAAUUGCAAAGAAAAUUAAGUUAACACCAAAACAACUAGAAAAAAGGCAAGAAAUUGCAAGAAAAAGAGAAGAGAAAUUAAGAUUAAAAAAGGAAAAAGACAAGAAACGGGAGGAAGAGAAAGAACAAAAGAAAAAAGAAAGAGAAUUAAAAGAGCUUAAGAAACAAAUGGAAAUUGAACAAAAACAAAAAGAAAAGGAAGCAAAAGAAGAAGAACGGAGGAAACGAGAAGAAGCAAAGGAAGAAGAAAAAAGAAAGAAAGAAGAAGAAAAGUUAGAAGCUCAACGCAAAAAGCAAAAGGCAGCUUCAAAUUUUGCCAGUUUUUUUGUUCCUAAAAAACAAGAAGUUAAAUCAGAGGAAGAGAGUGUUAUUCAAGUAAAAAAUUUUAUGCCUUUCGAAAUAAAGGCUGAUAUGAGAAUCGCGCCGAUUUGUCGAAGAAUGUUGACUAAGGAAGAAAAAUCAUUAUUAGAUAGAAAGCGCAAUUUAGACGUGCAAAAGUCUGAACUCUAUCUCGAAGAUAUUAAAAAAGGAAGAAUUACACCUCAUACUUCUUCUAAAACAUGGCCGCUCGAAACAAAGGAUGAUGAUAUCGUUUUAUUAGAUGAAGACGAUGGCAGCUCCAACAUAAUAAGUGAUACGCGUAACUUGGAAAAACAUCGGCCGAAAUUGUUGCAGUUUAGCGAAAAUCGCCGUCCUCCAUAUUGGGGCACAUGGCGGAAACGAAGUAACAUUCUAAAUCCUCGGCGGCCGUUUGCAAAAGAGAAGAACUUGUUUGAUUACGAAAUCGAUUCCGAUGACGAAUGGGAAGAAGAAGAGCCUGGCGAAUCUCUCAAAGGAUCUGACGAUGAGAAGGACGAAGAAAAUCCAGAAGAUAACGAAUAUGACGUCGACAAUGAGUUUAUGGUGCCCCACGGAUAUUUGUCUGAAGAAGAAGCGCAAGCUGAUGAGGAAGAAGUGGAAGAUAUGACGCCGCAAACACAGAAGAUGAAAUUAAAGAUAUUGGGGGAACAAUUUGAAGCCGAAAGAAAUACAAAGACGUACAAACUUAAGCCGAAAAUAAUCGGAUGCAUCUGGCAAGGGUCCGACAAUUCAUUCCCGGAAUCUGUUUCCACGAAAGUCAAAGAGUUUUUAACAGCACGGCAAGCUUGGAUUAGCAAUACACCGAUAGUAGUAUUGCCAUCGAUAUCAUCUGAGGAGGACAUAUUAGCUGGACCGGAGUGCAAAACGCCGACUCAGCAAUCUGUGAGAGGUCCAAAGAAAACCAAGUUUCCCGACGAAGCUUUGCCCGAUCUAAUCCGAUUGCUGCACGGAAACACACACGGCAGACGCUUUCUUAUGAAAGAAUUCAUAACAUUUUGGAGUAAAAAUGGCGGAAGUCAGCUCUCGAAAGUUAGCGUGUUAUCAAAAAUCAAUGAAGUUGCUAAUAGGAUAGCGUGUCCUGAAGAAGGACCGAUGCAUCUUAAAUCCUGUUGGUACAUCUCUGAAGACAUUCGGAAGCAGUAUCUUCCCGAUGAGAGGUUGUCAUUGCCGAAUAGUUGGACAUAUAUCUUGACGCCGAGUCGAAAGAGUGACACGCAAGAUAUUUCAAUCGACAAAGCUGAAAAAGAGGAGAAAGAGAAGGAGCAAGAAAAGAAACACAUACCACUCAUUACUCAAUUUACUAAAAAAAUCACGCAAGAAGAAAUGAAAAAACAAUUGACGAAAUCUGUACAGGAGGAGACGAAAAAACAAUUAACAGCGAAACCUGACCAGAUUUCUGUCCCGUCGAAAUUACCUCCCCUAGACUCCCAAAGACCACCUAAACGAGCGACUCUUCUCUCUGUCGGCAGAGGGGAACAAUUUCCAGAAAAAUCUCGAGAGAAUAUGUUAGCUAAAUUCAUCGGUCUCAAUAAAAGGAAAGAGGAGGAAGCGUCGAGUAGCGAAAAAAUGAUUGCCGAUUCAGAUGAUGUUUUAUUUGUAGAAAGUAUUGAUAUGAAAAAGGUGGAUCAAAAGAAUGAUAAAUCCUAAAAUCAGGAAGAGACUUGAAGCGCACAUAUUAAUCGUGAUCAUCAUCGCUGAUUGACAUAUAGAAAAUGGACAGUCGAUUCAGAAAAUAAAGUGUAAAUAAUAAAGAUGAUAAAUAAUUAGAAAAAUAGUCACAAAUAAAAAUAUUUAGUAUGUCAAGUAUGAGCGAUGAAUUUUCUCGGUUAAAAGUAGUGUGAAAAAAAUAGAAGAG